This is a messenger RNA of Williopsis jadinii, 1400 nucleotides long. It is a transcript of the gene CIC1, whose product is annotated as Cic1p. The coding region runs from base 46 to 1254 and encodes 402 amino acids. Lineage: Eukaryota; Fungi; Ascomycota; Saccharomycetes; Phaffomycetales; Wickerhamomycetaceae. The record is from RefSeq and is a predicted model, not a curated record. The transcript has a single exon.
AAUCAAUACAAUCGAAACUUGUUCGCACACUAAUUCUGCUGGACGAUGGUUAAGAAGGUCAAGAGUGGCAAAGUUGUCAAGAGUGGUCCUAAGAAGACGUCCACUAAGCCAAAGGGUAAAGUGGUGAAGGCCGUGACGGUUGUGGAUGCUGGUGAUGCCGUUGAGGACGAGUCCGAUGCUGGUGCUACUACCACCGCUGUUGCUGUCCCAAAGGCCAAGAAAGGAUCUUCUGAUGGUCUUGUAUCCAAAGAUCUCAUCGAGAAGGCUUUGAAGCAGUUGAAAUUGUUCAUUGAUCGUUCUGCAGAGGACUCGAAGGACUCUGAAAAGCAACAGCUGUUUGAAGACGAGCUCAUAUCUGAGAUUCAACUGCAACUGACCAAGCCUUCGUUGUGGAGCUCUAAGGUUGAUUUGAAGCCUCGUGUUAUUGCAUUGGAUAGAAAAGUCACCGAGCAACCGAAGAUUGCACUUUUCGUACGUGAUGGCUUGAUCGACAAGGAACUCUUGGAAAAAAUUGAGCAGAGUGAGUUGAACAAUUCGAUCUCACAGAUCAUCGCUGGCCAAGAGUUGAAAACUACUUAUAAGCCUUAUGAAAAGCGUCGUCAAUUAGUAAAGGAGUUUGACAUCUUCCUUGCAGAUGAUGCGCUGAUCACAACGUUACCAAAGUUGUUGGGGAAGGUUUUCUACGACUCAAACAGUAAAGUUCCAGUGCCAGUUAAUGUCGGAAAGAAUGGAUUCAACAUUGAAAGGGUGCAAAGAGAAGUUGCUAAGAUCGUCAACGGUAUCAUCUAUAGAUUGCCAAGAAGUGACAACUUGGUGAUCAAAUUGGGAUCUUUGGAAAACGUUAACCCUGAUAUUGUUUCUCAAGUCAUUGCAAACUUUGCCCCAGAAUCCCUCAGAGGUGUUUUCAUCAAGAGUAACAAUUCUCCAGCGUUGCCAUUGUACGAAUCCGAGAUUGCAUUCACAAAGGAUGAUCUGCCGGAAUCGAACACUGCAGUUGUCGAAACUGAGUCCCAGGAUAAUGUCUUGGAGAUUGGGGGUGAGCAAGUCAAGCUGAGUUCAUUUGAGCGUGCAUUGGUUGAGUUGGCUCAUGAUGAACAAGUUCCACAGUUAUUAGCUUCAAAGAUUAAGAAAGCAAAGAAGGCAAAGAAGGAAUCCGCAAAGAAGGAAAAAAUUGAAUCAAAGAAGUUAUUGGGUGUAAACACGGGGAAGAGUAAAGUUGUGAAGAAGAGUGCUAAGUCUAAAUCCAAGAAAUGAACAUCAACAUAGUUUCAAAUCUAAUAGUCCUGGAUGGUGCUUCACGUCGAUGUCAGAUAUGAACAUCACUAUAUAACGCAAUAGAAUAUUUUCCAAAACAGCGAUUCACUGGUCUGUUAGAGAAAUUUGAGUUACCGAACAAUCAG